UCUCUUCUCAUCAGACGGAGAAACAAGGUCAAGCGAGAACAGGAGAGGAGUGAAGAAGAGGAGAGGAGGACUCGGCUUCCUUCCCUCGGUGUGGUUUCCUGUUUGUAGGUGGGAGGAUGUUGAGACGGUUGCAGCAGCGUUCACACAGCACUGCAGCUUUUUGACACCCGGCGACGUUCUGAGGUGUCACAGUUACAUCUCCUGAUUGGUUCGAGAUGUUUGUGUGAAACUUUUUUUUCUGCCGCUCUGUGCUGCAGGGCCCCUUUUCCAGUUUCCAGUUGCAGUUUGCAGUUAAGAGCGACUGAAAGAGGGCAGUUUGAUCAACCCACACACAUCGUUCACAGAGACAGUGCUGUGAACUUGAAUGGUAGCUGGUUGGUUGAAGCCAAUGCUCCAUCCCUUUGGACAAACCUGAGUUGAUGGUCAAUCAUCGCCUUCCUCACAGGAAACGCUGAGGAAGACGACAAAGCAUUGCAGGACCUGUGGCGGGAGGUGAAGCAAGGUGAUUGGGUGCAGCGACAACAGAGGAGGAGAGUUGGUGACAAAGAGGGAGGAAGGAGGGAGCUGAAGUAGGUCGCUGAAGGUGCAGAUCAGACUCCAGAUCAGAUCAGAACAGAACGAGAGCAAAGAAGUCUUCAGCUAUGGUGGAUGUUUGGUUACAGUAGUCGCCUCAUGUGGACCAGAUACUCCAGGGGGACACAAGACCAGCAGCAGGCCCCGAAACUUCACCCAGCCUCCAUCCUCCUCAUCAACGUAUCGCCUCUCCAACCCCUGUCCUGUCCUGAGGUGUAGAUGAAACAUGACUGCCUCCUGGCUCAUUUGGUUUUUGGUGAGCGCCAUCUUCGUCUCCAUGGUUCUCCUGGCUGUCGUCUGUCUGAACUGCAGGAACAAAGGCCCUCUGGUCUCCAUCAGGCAAGUGAACGCCUCAGAGGAGUACAUGCCAUCCACUGAAUUCAGAAUCAUCCAUCCAUUUGCAGCUCAGCCGUCCACAGAUCUGAACUCCAUCCACCUUUCCUCCAACCUGCUGUCACCUUUCUCACCUUUAGCUGAUCCUGGAACUCAGCGGAGACACAGAUCCUUCACGCCAACAGAAACUGAAAGUAAUCCAAGUUAUGAGAAUCCAGCAGACGGUCCUGACUACAUAAACACUGAGAGCGAUGCAGAAGACCCCGGAUACAUAAUCGUGUUGCCUGAAGGCGAGACACCUCUGACCAAUCAGAGUCGGGCCUCGACGCCCAGCUCAGAUGUUCAGCAUGAUUAUGUGAACGUCCUAGAGAGCAAAGAGGAGAGAGACUAUCUGAAUGUGGAGCCACUGCACUUUCAAACAGGGUCAACACCAGAUCUGUCAACCCAAAGCGACAGUGAUGACGAUGAGGAGAGUGACGAUGAGGAGAACUACGUAAACGUGCAGAGUGGGACACAGACUGAAUGACCACAGUGAGCUUUUUAAAAUGCCAUCUACAUGUCUUCUUGUACCUUUAACUCAUAAUAGUGUUUAUUUAAAACUGCUGAACAACUGAGAAAAGAAACUGAGGAUGAAGAAUGAGUGUUUUUCUCUCAGUUUCUGAAGAUUCAGCUGAAGGAACGUUUCUUUAACAGGCAGAGUUUGUCUGAUUUAUGAUCUGUGGCGGUUAAAAAACAAUAUUCUGCCAGUGAGAGGUUUCAGUUUUAUGACCAAUGCAUCUGUACUCUUGUUGUCAGAUUUAAAAAGCCAUAAUAAUUAAAUGUAAUUCUCACUGAGUGAAAUUGUGCACCAGUCUGAUUUCCACCUCCACAGUUAGCUAUAGAUCGAUAUACUGUAGUCACCCAUUAAAGAGCAACAAAACAAGACACUUUAAGACAUCUUGUGGGACUGUGGCAUUGCAUCAAUCUACAGCUGACUGCAGGAGAGGUAAUCACGCUGUGUACCACAACUGGCUUUCUCAAGAGAGACAAGAUGAGUACAUGUUUAUGUUUAAGUUGUUUUAAAUCAGUAUUUAAAGGGACAGAAAUACUGGUGCUUUGAGUACCACAAGCUGAGUGCCAUCAAAAUACAUAUUUUUCCU
This is a messenger RNA of Epinephelus lanceolatus (giant grouper), 2045 nucleotides long. RefSeq lists its product as uncharacterized. The record is from RefSeq and is a predicted model, not a curated record. Lineage: Eukaryota; Metazoa; Chordata; Actinopteri; Perciformes; Serranidae.